Molecule: messenger RNA, 1129 nt
Organism: Toxorhynchites rutilus septentrionalis
Lineage: Eukaryota; Metazoa; Arthropoda; Insecta; Diptera; Culicidae
Exons: 2
Coding region: 70-987 (305 amino acids)
Biological process (GO): mitochondrial ribosome assembly; regulation of DNA-templated transcription
Cellular component (GO): mitochondrion
Molecular function (GO): double-stranded DNA binding
Source: RefSeq, a predicted model, not a curated record
GAUGAACAAAAUGAUUGUUUUUGUUUUGAUAUUGUUCGGGAAACAACUGUUCGCAUCAAUAAACCAAAUAUGUUCCGGCUUAUACAUAGGAUUGGACUCAUCAGAGGAUUAAGCACCCAAUCGGUUAAUCACCUGGUGGAUUCACUUGCCUCCACAAUCAGCGGUGUGGAACGUGAGACGCUGGAAAACAUGCUCAAGUCGAUCCCGCAACUAACACGAUAUGGUCCAGAUCUUUGGCAGCGGACCUACGGACUCAUAGCCCAAGAGGGUUUCGAAACGGCCAACUUCCUUUCCAUUGUAACCGGUUACCCGGAGGUACUAAUGCAUAACCCUGAUCGCCUCGCCGCCAGCUUGAGCUGCUGGCGAUCGUGUCAGUUUGGUGAUAAGCAGAUGCAGAUCCUACUGGCGGCCCACCCUCAUCUGCUGGAGUUAACUGACCAUAACCGGUUAGCUCAGCGAGUAGCUUUCCUGCAUUCGCACUUUGAAACGAGAAAGAACAUUUGGCGUUUGUUCCUGAACAGCCCGAAUCUGGUGGCGGAUAGUCAGGCGAAGAUACAAGCAAAAAUAGACUAUAUCCUGCAACGGAUGCGCAUCGAAGUGCUGGAAGUAGUGAAGUCUUGCGCCUUUUCAUCGGACUUGGAAACGAUCCAAUGUCGCCAUGUGUUUCUCGAGCGGUUGGGAUUGUUUAAACCUCGCAAAUUGAAAGCUACACCGAGUGAGCUGAGCAAUAAUCCUAAACUGCAUCAGAUAACGGACACCAGUGAUAAGCGGUUUGCGGUGAAAGUGGCUUACGUAACGUUGGAGGAAUUUGAAGUUUUUCAGGAAUUGUUCAGAAGGGAGCAGAAUGAGUCGCAGCAUGGUGAGGAUUUCGAUGGGAUCGAUGCUUCAGAGAACGAACACGACAAUGGUGGCGAGUUUGAUGAAAUUGGAGAACAGAAGAUGAGGAAACACAACUAUCGGAAGGAAUCGAAGAGUAGAUCUAUCUAGGAGGGAAGUUUAUAGUUAUCUAGAUGUUCUACAGUAGCCCGUAAUGAUUUACUUACACAACUUGUAUUAUAUUAGAUUCAUAUAUUCUGUCAUGAACGAAUCAAAAAUGUUGAAUGUCACUAUAAUACAGAAAAAAAUAUCA